Messenger RNA from Gadus macrocephalus (Pacific cod), 9738 nucleotides. Its product is annotated as microtubule cross-linking factor 1. The coding region runs from base 2099 to 7897 and encodes 1932 amino acids. NCBI's taxonomy places the organism in Eukaryota, Metazoa, Chordata, Actinopteri, Gadiformes, Gadidae. The transcript has 14 exons. The record is from RefSeq and is a predicted model, not a curated record. Gene Ontology annotation, biological process: regulation of autophagy.
CAUUGUUUUGGAUCGUCAAGUGGCUCCUGAAUUGUACCAACACAUGCAUCUCUUCGCGGGAAGGCCAUGUGGAAGUAUACGGAGAGAAUAUCUUAAGAAAGAGUUUGAAGGUAUGCUUUAGUUUGAGAGAGGAGCAGAGAGAGCAGAGAGAGGAGCUCUUUCUCACACAUCCUUUGUAUCCUCAUCAAUAUUGGUCCAUGAAGAUGGUUUGAGUUUGUGAUCCAUGCUAACCUUGAAAUAAUUGUCAAGAAUUAUUGCUAACCCUAUGGCAAUGUAUUAGGCAUUAUUCAAUUGUGUUUAACUGAAUGCGUAGUGUGCCCUGCAGUAUUCUAUUCUUAUGAUUUUAAGAAUAGGUAUUUUGUUUAGUUGAUACAGUGCCAUCAUUUGUUUUUGUUCAAGACCUCAUGGUCAACCCUCCCCAAGUAUAAAGAUGAGGAAAGUGCUUUGCUUUGGGUAUGCUCAGAUUAUCCUGCUGUGCUGAAUAGUUCCUUUAUGUCCCCAGAAUGUUCCCGUCAGGGUGGAUAAAGCGUGGAUGUCAUGUAACAUUAUCAUUUUAAAUUUAGGGUAAAAGGCCAAGUUUACGAAUAGACCCCAAUCAACUGAGGAGUCAUGCCAAGACAAACACAGGUGUCCCUAGUGACAUUAACUAUGGAUCUGCUCCUUUUAUGACCGAGGCCACGGUUCGUAGGACUAAACUAGUGGCGAUGACACGCAUGACCCUGGACCCUUUUAAUAGAGCGGUGAUAGCGUUGUAAACAAAGGUGUAGCCCACAACAUUAGCAUUGGGUAGUUAGGCAGGUGUGUGAUGUAUAUGUGCCAAAGCACCAGCAAUGGCAAAUGUGUUAUCGUCACUCGUUCAAUCUACUACCCGUACCCUCGAUUUAUUUGAACAUAGGCCUACCGUUUUUUUGUCAAACUGUCCUUAAAAUGUUCAACAUAAGCUUGUUAUGUCACACAAUAAGCAGCAUUAUCCGAGCUAUAUUUCGCUCCAUUCAAAUGAUUUUCAAAAAAGAUUUGGACCACACAAUCUAUCUAGGAUGGUCACAUGAGUAGACAGAUAAGUGUUUUAAAGUGAAAACUACUUGCACUCCAUGGAACACAGUAACAACCAUUCUAAGAUAACGACUUUGGGGAUAAUAUAUAUAUAUAUAUAUAUAUAUAUAUAUAUAUAUAUAAUAUGCAUUUAUUUUAACAUGUUUCAUUGUAUUAAAGAUGUUACCUUUUUUUUAACUAAUGGCAAGUUUGAAAAUAUGUGGUGUUAACUUGUUGCAUUCUUUAAACUAAUGCAGUGGAAAUAAAAAAAUAUGUAUAUUUAUUACACGAAAGUGACUUGUAUUCAAUGCCACAUUCCACGCAUCCAUCCAUCCUCCUUCUCCACGUGUCUGCGUCUCGAGCAUCCAAUUAUCGCACACGCACGAAGGCGUGUCCGACCCGUUGCCGCCGUGGAGAGAGCAGAGGGGUGUGAGCUCGUGUUUGUGUGCGCAUGCGCCUCGCCGAUUUCACACGGACGUCUCGAGCUCAGACUGCAGCGAUUGCAGAUUUUGCAUGUCAGAUAGGAGAAGACAGUGGUGGGGGCCGGCCUGAGACGGUGAGAGAGUGAUUGACAGAAGGAAGGUAGGAGGGAGGGAUGGUGGUGGGGGUAGUGAGAGAGAUGGACAAUCGUAAGAAGAAGAAUGGAUAAUCGUACACCAAGAGAGAAGCGGGCCUGAACUGAAAUACUACUCGUAGCGUAUUCCCCCUCUUCUACCUGAGCCCGUCGCGACUGCGGAGGCAACCUGUCCCUCAGAGCUCCAAACAAAUCCUCUAGCAUGUCAGCCUUCCCCUCGGGGACACGGUAGUGAGUGAGAGCGGAGCUGCAGUCGCCUACACCGGACACACCAGAGGAGACUCCAAUGACAACCUGGUGAAUGCCGACGCGAUGGACUAACUGAACCGGCGCAGGAUGCGUGUCCCGAGCCAACGAGGGAAGGUGGUUACACGAGGCUUUACUUCUUCUGCUGCUGCUGCGGAACCAAACCGACAGACAUUUUCCCCGGUGUGGUGGAUUGAUCGUCUUCGUCGUCACCCCCCUGUCUCCCGCCGGUGUUGACGGUGUACAAUGGACAGCUCCAACGGCUCUGGGAGCGACUCCACCACCACCACCACAACCACCAUCAUCAUCAAGCCACCAAGCCACCAGCAGCUUGAGAAGAAGCGGCUGAACAGAGCGCCUUCCCCGGCGAGACCUUUCCUCAAGGAUGUGCACUCUCGCUCCUCCAAGCCACCUGCCCUCGUUCCCAAGUCCCCUAAACUCAGCAAGCAGCAUCAGGCGCCCGUAACCUCCUCCGCCGCCCACCACAACCGCAGCUCCAGACGCCACAUCACUGUAGCGAAAGACAAAACGACGGUGACUGUGAAAAGUAUCACAAAGUCUACCACCCCAAAAAAAGCGACCAGCAGCGGCACCAAGCAGGCCCAGCCACACGCACCCUCACCCGAGCCCAGAGGCGGUGGCCGACCCGAGCAGCACGCCACGAGCAGUCCCGUCCUCGCCAAAGGCAAGAAGGGGAAAUUAGCCUCGAUCUCACUCAGCCCCAUUAGCUAUGGCGGAUCUCCUAUACGGGUUCCCACCGGCUCGUCCCAUGGCGGCAGGGUCAGCCAGACGGACAGCAGCUCCGACCUGUCGGACUGUCAGUCGGAGCCGCUCUCGGACGAGCAGCAGAAAGUUGUGGCCGCGGCCGCCAGCAGCGACGCGGAAUCCGGGACGGGCUCCAGUGAUCGGGAUCAGUUGGUAGGGGCUGAUAAUCCGCUGCAGGCAGAGUCGUCCUCAGAGACCGCUGCCGGGGAUGUUGAGGCAGUCGCUGAUGCUGCUGCUGCUGUUCAUUCGCAAGCAGUCGAGGCUGCCUCUGCAGCCGAGGGAGGCAUGGCUCAGGCGCAGUCUGGUUCAGGUGGACGCGGUGCACACGGAGAGCGAUGCGAGCAGGAGAAAACAAGCGCACAAUUCAAACUGCAACACCAUGGCGCGAAGCGUUUCAUCGAGGACGAUUUACUACGAGAAAUUGAAGACCUGCGUUCCGAGAACGACUACCUCAAGGAUGAGGUGGAGGAGCUGCGGGCGGAGAUGGAGGAGGUGCGCGACAGCUACCUGGAGGAGGAGGUGUACCAGGGCCAGGAGCUGCGGCGGGAGCUGGACCGCUCCAACAAGAACUGCCGCAUCCUGCAGUACCGCCUGCGCAAGGCGGAGCAGAAGGGUCUGCGGGCGGCGCAGACCGGCCACGUGGACGGAGAGCUGCUGCGCAACCUGGAGCAGGACCUGAAGGUGGCCAAGGACGUGUCGGUGCGGCUCCACAACGAGCUGGAGAGCGUGGAGGACAAGAGGAGCCGGGCGGAGGACGAGAACGAGACGCUGCGGCAGAAGAUCAUUGAGGUGGAGAUCUCCAAGCAGGCGGUGCACAACGAGCUGGACAGGGCCAAAGAGACGGCAUUACGACGGAGAGGGAGCAGGGAAUCAUUCAAAGACAAGAAAUCUAUGAGUCAGGAGGACAGCGCAGACCUCCGCUGCCAGCUGCAGUUCGCCAAGGAGGAGUCGACGCUCAUGAGGAAGAAGAUGGCCAAGCUGGGCCGGGAGAAGGACGAGCUGGAGCAGGAGCUGCAGAAGUACAAGUCGGUGUACGGCGACGUGGACAGCCCCCUGCCGCUGGCCGAGUGCUCGGGCGGCGGCCCCCACAGCACCCGCGAGGCGGAGCUGCGGCUGCGCCUCAAGCUGGUGGAGGAGGAGGCCAACAUCCUGGGCCGGAAGAUCGUGGAGCUGGAGGUGGAGAACCGCAGCCUGCGGGCGGAGAACGAGGACAUCCGCUGCCAGUACGAGCGCGACUGCUUCGGCCGCGAGCCCUUCUCCAGCAUGCCGUCGUCGCCCUACGGCGGCGACGCCCUGGAGUCGGCCAACGAGCUGCGGCGCCACCUGCAGUUCGUGGAGGAGGAGGCGGAGCUUCUGCGGCGCUCCAUCUCCGAGAUCGAGGACCACAACAAGCAACUGACCUCGGAGCUCAACCGCUUCAAGUUCGGGCCCUCCACCUCCGGCGGCGGUGCCACGGCGAUCGGGGAGGACGUCGGCGGUGGAAGCGGCGAGGGGGGGUCGUACCGCCCCGGCAACGGGAACGGCGGCGGCGGCAGCGGCCUGGUGAUGAUGGAGGAGCUGAAGGCGGCGCGCAUGCAGAUCAACGAGCUGAGCGGCAAGGUGAUGAAGCUGCAGUACGAGAACCGCGUGCUGAUGUCCAACGUGCAGCGCUGCGACCUGGCCGCCCACCUGGGCACGCGCACGGGCAGCCCCCGCGACAGCGACGCGGAGAGCGACGCGGGGCGGCGGGAGGCCGCCGAGGAAGAGGAGGCGGGGCGGCUCCUCCUCCUGCAGCCCAAGAGGGAGGGGCCCGUCGGCGGCGAGAGCGACUCGGAGGACCUCUUCGAGAGGACGGGGACCACCUCCGGGUUCGGCAGCCUCAAGCCGUCGGAGGGCAGCGAGCUCAGCGCGGCGGCGUUGGCGGCGCGGCGGCGGGAGGACCGCGAGGCGCUGUCCAACGUGAAGCGGGAGGCGGACCGGCUGGGGAAGACGGUGGACCGGCUGAUCGCCGACACGGACAGCCUGGUGUUCGACGGGAGGCCGCUGGCGACGGCCGGAGACUCCCCGGACGGGAGCGCGCCGUCGGGGGCGCCCCGGUCCCCCAAGCCGGACCCCCAGGUGCUGGACACCAUCAACACGCGCAUGAAGGCCUUCCGCACGGAGCUGCACAUCUUCAUGGAGAAGGUGGACCACCUGGGGGAGGGCAUGAGGGACCGGACCGACGACCUGUCGCCCAUGCCCCACCUCACCGAGUCCAGCAGCUUCCUGUCCACGGUCACCUCCAUGUCCCGCGACUCGCCCAUCGGCACCUUGGGGCGGGACCUGACCUCGGACUUCCAGCUGCGGGACCCGGCGGGCUCGGAGAUCCAGUUCCGUGUGGACCACGAGCGAAGACACCGAGGGGCGGACCGGGAGGCCGGGGGUACCCUGCCCCAGGGCCCCCAGGAGGAGGAGGAGGAGGAGGAGGAGCAGCGGGCGUGCCUGGAGGCCCGGCGCGGAGGCCUGCAGCUCCAGGGCCUGCAGGGCCCCGAGGGGCCCUGGGCCCAGGAGAGGGGCCUGCUGCAGCAGGAGCUGCGUCUCUUCAGGCACAACACGGUCAUCUUCUACAUGAAGCUGCGCUGGAUCCUCCUUCACUGGCGGCUGGACCGCAGGUCGGACCCCCGCGACGAGGUCCCGCACCCGGCAGAGUUUGAGAAGAUGGAGGGCAUCCCGGAGCUGGGGGGGCUCUCUGAGCAGGCAGAGGAGGGGACGGCCACCUGGGACCGACAGAGCACGCCUCGGACCCCAGGGGGCGACGUCCCCGACCAGGGGCCCGCCUUCCCCGACCCACAACAGCAUCAGCGACAGUUCGGGGAGAACCGGCGCAUGCUGCAGGCGCUGCGGACGCUGCUGGAGGAGUUCCGGGUGGAGGUGCGGGACGAGGAGGCGCGGCGGCGGCAGCUGCAGCAGUGCUACGCCAACGACAAGGCGGCCUGGGAGGUCAAGUGGGCCCAGAUGAAGUGUCAGGCUACCGCCCAGCUGGAGGACGCGCGGAGCGAAGGCGAGGGCAGUGGUGGCGGCGGCGGGGGGGCGGGGGUCUCCCCGGAGGAGCGCGCCUCCCCCCGGCAGCAGGAGCGCGAGGAGCACCAGAGGCUGCUGGCGGAGAGCCACAACGCCUCGCUGGACCUGCGCUGGAAGCUGCAGCACGGGGAGCGCCGCUGGGGCCGGGAGCGAGCAGAGCUGCUGGAGCGCCAGGACCGGGAGCGCCAGGAGUGGGACAGCAGCGCCCGCGAGCUGCACCGCAAGAUGGAGCGGAUGCAGCGGGAGCUGACCUCCCGCCGGGCCGAGGGGGCGGACUUCCAGGAGGGGGGGCUGUCCGCCCCGCGUUCCCCGCGCUCCCCUCGCUCCCCUCGUUCCCCCUCGGCGGCGGCGCGCUCCCGCUCCGAGUCGGACGCCGCCGGGCCGGAGGACGUUCCGGGCGCCCGGGCCCGGCUCAAGGCCCAGACGGAGAGCCUGUUCCUGGACGCCCUGUCCCUGGACCCCAUGGGCGGCCUGGGGGCCCCGGCACCGUGCCGGCUGGACAGCGAGAAGAGGUUCCCCUGCAUGAAGGAGGCGCUGAAUGAGAUAUCCGAGCGAGAGAGCGGUCCCGAGUACCCUGAGGAGGAGAUGAGCGGCGGGAAUCUGUUCAGAGCCAAGUCGGUGUGCUCCAUGAGCGACUUCCAGCGGCUGAUGGACAGCUCGCCGUUCCUCCCGGACAAGAGUCGCCACGGCGACCAGGAGCGGGACGACGCCACGCCCCCCCUGUCGCCCGACGACCUCAAGUACAUCGAGGAGUUCAACAGCAAGGGCUGGGACUUCCCCUCGGCCGGGGGGGCCGGCCCCGCGCCCCUGGAGGCCCUGGAGGCCUGGCCGUCGGAGCGGCCCCCGGAGGCCCACCCGGACCCCUUCACGCCGCCCGCCUGGUACCUCACCACCAGCGCCACCCUCACCACCAGCACCCUGAGCAGCCCCGAGCACUGCCACGCCACGCCGACCGGCGCGGCCGGCGCCGACCACUACGCGGUCCACAUCCUCCACAGCCCCCCCCGGCCGCUGGUGGUGUCCGAGUGCGCGGCCGCCGCGGGCUCCGCCGACGCCGACUUCCUGUACCCCCGAGGGGGCAAAUCCAGAGGCGGGACGGCGGAGGGCGUGUCCGGGACGGCGGCGACGGCGGACGAGGUGUUUGGCGGCGGCGGUGGCGCCCGCUGGUCCGGCCAGCCGCCCCUCUGCCCCACGGUGGGCUACGCCUCCUCGCUGGACCUGCAGCUCUCCCGGAACCUGAGCGACGACAUGAAGGAGGUGGCGUUCUCCGUGCGGAACGCCGUCCGCUCGCCGCCGGGCCCGGCGCUGCGGGACACGGCGUGCCAGACCAACGGCUUCACCACGCGCGGCACGCAGACCACGCAGACCAUCAGCGUGGGCCUGCAGACGGACGCGCUGCGCGCCCCGACCAGCAGCCCCCACCGCUGCCACACCCCCAAGGGCGGGGGCUCCACGCCCGUCUCCUCGCCGUCCCGCGGCCCGCGCAAGGUGCCCUACUCGCCCGGGGGCCAGAGCAAGUUCGAGCGGCCCUGCUGCUCGCCCAAGUACGGCUCGCCCAAGCUCCAGCGCAAGCUGUCGGCGUCGGGGAAGGGGUCGGCGGAGCUGGCGCCCGCCUGCAGCCGGACGCCGCCCCCGGCUCUCGUCGCCCCCGCCGCCGCCGCCGCCGCCGCAGCCGCCGCCGGCAGCGCUGCGCCGCCGAAGGGCAACAGCGAGUCGGCGUGGGCGCGCUCCACCACCACGCGCGACAGCCCCGUGCACACCACCAUCAACGACGGCCUCUCCAGCCUCUUCAACAUCAUCGACCACACGCCCGUGGCCUACGACCCGCUGCAGAAGUUCAACAAGUCGCCCAGCCGCGCCAGGGCCACGCCGCCGCCCACGGCCGAGCCCAGCCCCGCCCACGCAGCCCCGGACCCCCGGGUGGCGGCGGCGGCGGCGCAGGAGUACCCCCGGGCGUGUCGCGGGCGUUCGCCCAGCCCCGUGGAGACGCACGGCGGGGAGAGGACCCCCGAGGUGGGGCCCAGCGUGCGGCAGGACCUGUCGGCGCCGCCGGGCUACUCGCUGGCGGAGAACGCGGCGCGCAUCCUCAACAAGAAGCUCCUGGAGCAGGGCUGCAGGGAGGAGAGGAGGCCGUCGGCCGGGGGCCCCGGGGGGCCCGGACUCAACGGCAGGGACGGCUCCAGGCACGGCGACGCGGACAGAGGCGCGGCCGGAUGUAUCGAGAUUGAAACUACUGACUGAUGCAAUGGUAAUGUUUCCUAAUUUAUCUUUCAUAUGCACUAGUGUUACUUCAUCCGUUUCACUUUGCGUUUUGGUGACUAGAGAGAAACUUCCACUUCUUCGCACUGCCUCUAGCUUGGUAAUCACCUCUUUGCUAAUACUACACACAUCUACAGGCUUUCGACUGCUUGCAAACAUUGGGUGAAUACCAAUAUAUGCAGUGGGUUAUGAUUCAACAGAGAGUUUAAUUAUAUUAUCUUGAUUAAAACAUCACCCAGAAUCCUGGUGAUUUAAUGUGUAGUGGGUUGUUAUUGGGGCUAGUUUGGAUCCUCCCUAACUCUCUUUCCAGGUUCUGUUCUAUUGGCUCCUACAGCUCCACAGAGCGUUGGCUGAGACCAGCUCGAUGAUGCAAUCAGCCCUUAAAGGCUCAGUUAAGGUUUCCCGUCGACGCGACGCGAUGACCACACAGACGCUUCGACGCGGUCGUGAACCUGUUGUGGUUCUGCGUGGGGUUUCAGUGAGCGGACCAAUCACCGCCCUUGCUGCUGCGUCGCGUCGACACAGGGUUAACGUUUUUGGGAGGCACACGUCAGGCCCUGGACGCAAGGAGGGUCCGCAAGGAUGUAAGGGGUCCGGAAACCCCCUUUGCGUUGCGUCGACGUCAACCAAUAAUCAGCCCAUAAGUUGUGACGUUAGAGGACAAACACAGGUGUUGCUCAUACCACUAAUAUUAAGGGUCUGCUCCUGGUACCUAAAGAGUGACACCUGUGUGAUUGAGGAUGACGAGUCAGUGUGGGCAGCUCCUCUUCUGAUGUCUGUGGAGAGUUUGGUGUUGGAACUGUGGGAGGAAAUGGAAGGAACUAAUGGAAAUAAAGAGAUUUAUACGCAGAAUUAAAGCAAGAUGAAUAUAUGCAUGACUUGAUGGCUUUUAUUCUCCCAUGGGUCAUGGUUUCUGUUCUUUGGUUGGUUAAUAAUGUAUUGCCACAUGUGUGUUGGUAGCUAGAUGUAUGAAUACAAGGCAACACUUGGCUGACGUUAAGACUUUUUUUCAGUCGUAACAGACCCAUGGCACAAUAAGACUCCAUAUCCCCAUAUGUACCAAUUGCCUGCUGUGGUAGUCUGUAUUAUUAUUAUUAUUAUUAUUAUUACUAUAAAGCCAGCUGCUGAUCACUUCCCCCUUUUUAGUAUAUCAUUAGCAUUAGACUACUACACCAAGUGCGAUUCUGUUGGUUAAAUACAAUAGAUAGCAGUGAUCCUAGCACCGCAUCCCAGUCGAUUCUGGUGUUCUCCAAGCUGGCAAGAAGUUGAAAUCGGUCUGGGUUUUGUUCCUGCAAUCUCCAAGGGACACACACACUACACGCUCACUAUUCACACACCUCACUUGAAUGUUCCUCUUAUGCCUCCCUGUGAUGUGGCCUUGUGAUGCCAAGCCACUGUGUCUCUGUCUGUGUAGCAUGUCUAGCUAGCUGUCUGGUAACCACGGUGACAGCAGGUGUGGAUGCCUGUGAUGUUGUGAAUACCUGGCCCUCACCAACGUGUGGCUCCACGUGUGGUUGAUAAAACAAAGAAACCCCCCCCCUCCACACCCCCCCCGUCUAGUGAAUAACAUCUCCCGCUCUUUUGCUUUUCCCCUUCCUCCCUCCUUUCUUUAUAAUCCUCCGCUCUCUGUCUCUCUCUGCUCUCCUGCCUCUCUACUGUGUCCUUGCCCAGAACCUCACUGUUACACUAACCGCACCGUGGGGACUCUAGCUUUCUGCCUGUCUCCGCGAUGUAAGUUCCUCUUCCUUGUCCUCCAACCCAACUCCUCCUCCUCCUCCUCCUCCUCUUCUCCUCCUCCUCUUCCUCUUCUCCUCUCAAACGAU